Molecule: messenger RNA, 2258 nt
Organism: Setaria italica (foxtail millet)
Lineage: Eukaryota; Viridiplantae; Streptophyta; Magnoliopsida; Poales; Poaceae
Product: NAC transcription factor 47
Exons: 1
Coding region: 1071-2072 (333 amino acids)
Biological process (GO): regulation of DNA-templated transcription
Molecular function (GO): DNA binding
Source: RefSeq, a predicted model, not a curated record
CACACCAGUGCAAGAUUGAAGAAGGUAUGCCAUUCCAAUUUAGCUAGAAGUAGAGAGAUUAAGUAGUAGAGAUGCAACAUAUGAUAUUGGAUGCUAAUUGUGUCAAUACUCCAUCAGAAUGCAUAAAGCUGAUAGCCCCUAACGCACAAAAAAAUCGUAUGAGCUAUCUUACAGAGUUACAGCAGAAAAUUAUGUUGUUUAUUUACUGUUUAUAAUCCUAGUCCACUGCGAUUGGAUCUCUUGUUGUUAGCACCUCCACCUCGAAGAGGCCGAGCUGCAGCGUGGCGUUGAUCCACGCGUAGAUCUCGUAGCGGCCGACGAAGUAGGCGCCGUCCAUCAGGCAUCAUGCCGAUGUUGAUCGCCGCCAUCACCGUCCCUAAAGAUCCCAGGCAGAUCGGAAUGUGCCAAGACGGUCUUCACGGCGGCGGUGCUGCAUAUUCCCAAAUCCGGCUUGUCUAGUUCUCGCAAUCGCAUGACUGUGGAAGACCUCACGGGCGGCGAUGGCGAUGCGGCGGUGUGGGGAGGCCGGGUUGGUCCCUGCCAGUGUGAAGAAGAGCUGGUUCACGGCCGCCUACGCUACUGCCAAGAGCCGCACCGGCGCCAUGGUGCGCCUGUGGCGUCGAUGGCAGGAGUGGCAGCGGGGGAGCUGGGGUGGAGAAUGGAGCAGAGGGCCGCGACGGAGGCGGAGGGCGAGACGGUGGAGGCGGAGAAGCCCCGCAGCGGCUUCCCCGGCCCCCGGGACAGCGCCGGCGGCGGGCGCGUCGGAUCUGCCACUGCUGUAGGUGGUGUCAGGGUAGAGCGACGACGCAGAGCAGCAGGACGCCAGGACGGGGGCGAUCGAGCGAACGCUGCCUCGACGAGUCCUGGCGCCGCCGACUUGGUUCGAAUCCGACUCGGAGUCAGACUUCGUUCGCCGCGGGAGACGAGCAGCGGGCUACGGAAACUAGAGAAACUCUUCUAUCCGACAAUCCGAUUCCGACUCCUGUUCACCCUUCACGCGCUAUAUAGUCGGUAGUCGCCCGAUCCUCUCCCCUCUAGGCCUCUCACAAUUUCCCGGCUGCGAACGCGCAAUGGAGGCAGCAGCAGCGUCCACGGCAUCCAAGUUGGGCCUUCCGCCAGGCUUCCGCUUCGUGCCCACCGACGAGGAGGUGGUCGUGCACUACCUCCUCCGUCGCAUCCAGAACCAGCCCCUCCCGGUCGGCGACAUCCUCGACGACGACCCGCUGAGCGCGCCUCCGUGGCUCCUCCUCGCGAAGCACGGGCGGAAGGGAGACGCGUUCUUCUUCGCGGAGGGGCAGGCCAUGAAAGGUAAGGGCAGCCGCCAGAAGAGGAGCUGCGCGGGCGGCGGGACCUGGGAAGGCCAGGGCCAGAGGAAGGCUGCCAAGGGCCGCGAGGGCGAGAAGCUGCGCGUGCGCGUGGACGGCGAGGAGAUCGAGUGGCGGAAGUACGCGCUCAACUUCCAGGGGGAAGUAAUCAAGGGCAGCACGGGCUGGGUCAUGCACGAGUACUCCAUCACCGCGCCGCCCGAGCUCGCCGCGUCGCCGGUGAGGGUGUACCGCAUCCGCUUCAGCGGCCACGGCAAGAACGCCCAGAAGCGCAAGAGGAAUGAGAUCGACUGGGCCAGCGACGAGGAAGAGGAGGUGUACCAAGGCGCGGCACGCGCCGCGGCCCGUCCCGCGGUGGCAGAGCCCGAUGCGCUGUUCGUCGGCGGGUGCCCGUCAGCACCGCAGCCCGAGCCCGUCAGCUAUCUACCCGUUCCAGUGGUGGCGGGGUCUGAUGCUCUGUUCGUCGGUGGGUGCCCGUCGGCGCCGCAGCUCGGGCCCGUCAGCUAUCUUCCCAUGGCGCCGGUGUAUGUUGGCAAUGGCAAUCUUGCUGAAUGGACGGGAACCGGAGCGGGCGGUGCGUUGUCGGCGGCGACGUCGUCGUUGGCUCAGGACCUGCCGGCGCUGGUGGACGGCGGCGGCGAGGACUGGAACUUCAUAUUCUCCUCGGAUGAUUUGCUGCCCGGUUUCGAGUUCUCAGGAGCGGCUGAUGCUGGAGCCAUGUCAGCCCCGAUGGUGCCAGCUGCAUGAUCAAACACGUCGAUUGUCGCUAACUGCUUGUGAUUUGUCGUUGUAGCUUGAGAUAGCGAAUUGCUGGAUGUGCUGAUUUUGUGCGCGGAGAGCGUCUCUUCAGUUUGUAUGUGCUUCCUCUGGGUUUGUACCGUGGUUAACAUUCUUGACUUGUUCGAAGAACAAGAUUCGAUUUUUAGUCUCAAA